This is a messenger RNA of Hyla sarda, 2401 nucleotides long. It is a transcript of the gene SLC11A2, whose product is annotated as solute carrier family 11 member 2. The record is from RefSeq and is a predicted model, not a curated record. Gene Ontology annotation, cellular component: plasma membrane. Gene Ontology annotation, biological process: metal ion transport. Gene Ontology annotation, molecular function: cadmium ion transmembrane transporter activity; manganese ion transmembrane transporter activity; iron ion transmembrane transporter activity. Bases 232 to 2226 code for a protein of 664 amino acids. The transcript is spliced from 19 exons. NCBI's taxonomy places the organism in Eukaryota, Metazoa, Chordata, Amphibia, Anura, Hylidae.
CUUUUCCUUUUUUAUCUCAUAAAUAUUAGCUCAUCGGAGGAACAGGAAAACCUGAUACAACUUAAUUCUGCAACUUAAGAACCACAACAAAGAAUGAACGACUUAAAGCCUACUGGAACUGAGGAACUUCAAAAUGGAUCCAUCCCUGGUUUUGCUUCAUCAUCUAAAUUUCAGAACCGGAAUGUGUUGGAGCACUCUGUGUAGCCCUGGAUCUGUUUGGUUUGUUUUACCAUGUGGGCUCAACAUAGUACAUGGCAAGACUUGUCUGCAUGGGCUCAUCACCACAAGAAUCUAUGGAAAAUGCCAGCCAAUGAUUCUCAGACUAAAGAGUGCUUAUCUAAAGGGAGGGGCUACUGCAAUAGUGAAAUAGUGGCUGAGCAUCAGAGCCAGUGGAUUGAGAGCCUACCUGAAGGGAGAACCAUGGGAGGAAAAGAAUCCGGAGCUGCUCCAUGUGAGCUUGUUAAUGUGGCCUCUUCAAAAGACAGCGAGUCUUCUGUAAAAACUGUCACCAUGUCUGACCAGAACUACAGACAUUUAGAUGAAAAUGAAUCAACAAACCAUGACUCUAAAGCCGAGAUCAGUGACGGAAGUAUUGAGCCGGUCAUUCAGGGAGAACCAUUUACUACCUAUUUUGAUGAGAAGAUACCCAUCCCACAAGAUGAGCACUCUUGCUUCAGUUUCCGGAAGCUGUGGGCCUUUACUGGACCAGGCUUCUUGAUGAGCAUUGCCUAUCUAGAUCCAGGAAACAUUGAGUCUGACUUGCAAUCUGGCUCUGUAGCAGGCUUCAAGCUACUAUGGGUUCUUCUGCUUGCCACCAUUAUUGGCCUUCUUCUUCAGCGUCUGUCAGCCAGGUUAGGCGUAGUGACUGGUCUUCACUUAGCAGAAAUGUGCAACAGGCAGUAUCCAAAGGUACCGCGCAUAAUCUUGUGGCUUAUGAUAGAGCUGGCUAUUAUUGGAUCUGAUAUGCAAGAGGUCAUUGGUUCAGCUAUUGCCAUCCACCUUCUAUCUGCAGGAAUAAUUCCAUUGUGGGGAGGAGUGUUGAUUACAAUCAUAGACACUUUCUUCUUCCUCUUUCUAGAUAAGUAUGGUCUGAGGAAACUGGAAUUGUUGUUUGGGUUUUUGAUUUCGAUAAUGGCGAUCACUUUUGGCUAUGAGUAUGUGCGUGUCAGCCCAGACCAAGGACAACUUCUUAAGGGCAUGUUCUUUCCUUACUGUGAAGGCUGUGGAACCCCUCAACUUGAACAAGCAGUGGGAAUAGUGGGAGCUGUCAUAAUGCCUCACAACAUGUACUUACAUUCAGCCUUGGUCAAGUCCAGAGAUGUAAAUCGUUCCAACAAAAAAGAAGUGAGAGAGGCGAACAAAUAUUUCUUCAUUGAGUCAACCAUAGCCUUAUUUGUGUCGUUUAUUAUCAACGUCUUUGUGGUAGCAGUGUUUGCUGAAGCCUUCUUUGGAAAAACCAAUGAAGAAGUGCAUACACAGUGUUUUAAUCAGAGCAACAGCAGCCAAGGUCUUUUAUUUCCCAACAAUACAGACAGUUUAAAUGUGGAUAUUUACAAGGGGGGUGUCAUUUUAGGAUGCUAUUUUGGACCUGCUGCUCUCUAUAUUUGGGCAAUAGGGAUAUUGGCUGCAGGUCAAAGCUCAACUAUGACUGGCACUUACUCUGGACAGUUUGUCAUGGAGGGUUUCCUGAACCUGAAGUGGUCCCGCUUUGCCAGGGUUGUCCUUACUCGAUCUGUUGCAAUUAUUCCCACUUUACUUGUUGCGGUCUUCCAAGAUGUUGAGCACCUAACUGGCAUGAAUGACUUCCUCAAUGUUCUUAUGAGUCUACAGCUUCCAUUUGCUUUAAUUCCAGUACUGACCUUUACUAGUCUUCCGUCUGUGAUGAACGACUUUGCAAAUGGAUUGGGGUGGAAGAUCGCGGGUGGUAUCCUUAUACUAAUAAUAUGCAGCAUAAACAUAUACUUUGUGGUGGUGUAUGUGACUGCUCUUGGUUAUCUAGCAUUGUAUAUUGGAGCAGCCAUCUUGUCCGUUGCCUAUCUAUGCUUUGUAGGAUAUUUGACGUGGCAAUGCUUGAUUGCUUUGGGCAUGAAGUUCCUCGAAUGCGGCCAGACGCUUUCAUUACAAAUAGUGGCAGUGGAUGGUGUAAGUACAAAUGCAUGGAGGAAUUGUGCCUAUGUGUAUAUUAUAUGUAUUUACAUUUUUGAAUCAGUUAUAUUGUACACUUAAAGUAACCUUAGGCUUUGAUCAGACUUAUUAUUUUCAUUGUUCUGCUCAGUCAGAAGAGUGGUGACAGUGUUGCUGGAUUUUUUGGAUGCUGGACGCUAAAAAUGCCCAUCAGCCCCUAUUCACUAUAAUAGGUUUUCCUUUAGGGUGUGCAUUAGAGAUGAGCGAACUUACAGUA